GAAGGCAUUUCCUCCACACCGGUGCAAUUGAAGGAUUUUAGAAAGAUAAAUACAGAAGACCAAAUCGGGAACAAGUUUAUCUAAGAAUGAAGUCUUUCUCUGGACGCGGUUCAGAAACCAGCUUAGUGUGGUUCCAUGGUCUUUCAUCUCAGAAUUAUUAGCAUGAUCUGAACUAUCAUUAUCAUAAUCAUCAUCAUCGCGUUCGUCGACUUCGUUAUUGUCAUUAUAUCUGUUAAAAUUCGCCAUUAUGGAAUGCAACGACGGACAGCACGUAUAUAAAGCUGCGUCCUUGUGCCUGAUUCUUCUGGCACACUUGGGCCUCGUAAAUUCCUUUGGUAUUCCUGAAUUUCUGGAAUUUGGUUCCUGUGCCGAGACUGAAGUGGUUCCCGAUGUCAGCUUCGAAAAGUUUUCUGGCAUCUGGUUCGCUCAAGAGGCCGUUCCGAACGAGUACACUCAGAUCGUUGGCUGUUCCAUGACUAACUAUACGUGGCAAGAAAACCUGAUGACAGUCGUGGAGCGCGGCCUUACGAGCGACGAGAAGAAAAUUCGCCAGAACUCCGUGAUGCGGCCGACGGAGGGGGAGCCAGGAGUCCUCACGGUGGAGGCCGAGGGCGUCCCGAGCGCGCCGUACAAGAUCGUCGGAACAGACUACAAGAACUAUGCUUGCGUUUAUUCCUGCAUGUCCUUCAUGGGUUUCCGAGCUGCCUUCUCAUGGAUCUUCACUCGCACUCCUAACCCCGAUCACUCCUACCUGGCACUGUGCCGCGACCUGAUGGCAAAGGGAGGCAUUGACCCCACGUCCAUGCAGCCAGUCAAGCAAGGAAAGGACUGCCCUUACAUGGAAAAGCUGGACUCCCUUCUCGCCUACACCAACAGCGUCGUGAGCAAAGCCGAAGCCAAUGCCAAAGCGGCGAAGAAGGAUCAGGAGAGAGAAGCUACGAAGGCCACCAAGAAGGUCCUGGAAGGCCCACGCGACGAGCCUCUGAGGACGCGCAUUCUGCAGGAGGAGGAGCGCCUUGAAGAAGUUGAAAGAAGGAUCGUAGACGCGGAGGAGAAACUGCGUCAGGAUAUCGAAGAGAACAACAGAAGAGAAGAAGAAGAGAUAAGGGAACUCCGUGAAGAAAUUCGGGAAGAGAAGAGACAUAACCACCACAGAGGUCACAGAAAAGAAUACUCCACGGAAAACGGAAGUACCGGUCAUUAUGUAAGUACCUCCGUCACCGUCUUGUCUCUCCUGCUGGCGAGGAUGCUCUAAGAUGCCUUUUGGGAGACCCUUCACCCAUUUCAAGAGGAUAUUGAAGCACUCUAUAGUACACUUGCCUUUACACCCUUCAUUUACUUAUGACCUGCGUCUAAGAUAUCUCCUACGUACUUCUGCAUAGCGGUAUACAUUAGAGUAAUAGUACGGAGGAGUGUGUGUUUGACUAUUUAUAUAUGCAGUGUUAUUAUGGAGCGUUCUCUGGAUAAAAUUCAGGAGUGGAAAUGUUCUCUUUUGCUGAGUGUCUGUGUUAUUUUGAAUGCUUGCUUUGCUGGUUGGUUAGUGUCUGUGGUUUGGCUGUGUAUUUACAUCCUUUUUUUUUUUUUUUUUUUGAGAUUUUCUUAUUGAAGACAAAAUUGAAAGAGCUUUAUGAAUCAAAUUGCGGACAUGUGGAGAUGGCUCCCGAGAAAUGUGAAUUGUAUAUAUUUUACUUUUUAUAACAUUUUUGUUUAAUAAAUUAUAUAUGGCGAUAA
This is a messenger RNA of Penaeus chinensis, 1731 nucleotides long. Its product is annotated as crustacyanin-A2 subunit-like. Lineage: Eukaryota; Metazoa; Arthropoda; Malacostraca; Decapoda; Penaeidae. The transcript is spliced from 8 exons. Bases 248 to 1255 code for a protein of 335 amino acids. The record is from RefSeq and is a predicted model, not a curated record.